Linum tenue is the source of this 540-nucleotide messenger RNA. The record is from the annotation of a GenBank genome assembly. NCBI's taxonomy places the organism in Eukaryota, Viridiplantae, Streptophyta, Magnoliopsida, Malpighiales, Linaceae.
AUGGAGGACAACAACAGAAUUCUCAUCACCAUCUGCUCAUUCCUUCUGCUCUUCAUCCUUCCAUCAAUGGCUGCCGAACCACAAUACCACCGCGCCCCUGCAACCCCGCAGAAGAAGUCCGACGUCGUGGUCGAAGGAGUCGUCUACUGCCAGAGCUGCAAGUAUGCCGGCUCAUGGUCUCUGACAGGAGCCAAGCCUAUCCCAUCAGCUAGAGUUAGCGUCACUUGCAAGGAUUCCCGCCACCAUGUGACCUUUUAUAAGACCUAUCAGGCUGACAAACACGGAUACUUCUACGCACAGCUCGACGGGUUCAAGUUGAGCCAUGGGAUUUUGGAUCAUCCACUCCAAGCCUGCACUGUGAAGCUUGUCUCCUCUCCACUCGCGACCUGCAAUGUGAGCACCAAUCUUAACUAUGGCAUAGAUGGAGCGAAGCUUCGGUCUGAGGGUAAGGUGUUGAGGUCUCCUCACUACGAGGCUGUGAUCUAUGCAGCUGGUCCCUUGGCGUUCCGCCCUGAAACGUGCUCAAACCAUCAUGGUUAA